This is a messenger RNA of Chelonus insularis, 1695 nucleotides long. Its product is annotated as cytochrome P450 6k1-like. The transcript is spliced from 4 exons. The record is from RefSeq and is a predicted model, not a curated record. Bases 138 to 1679 code for a protein of 513 amino acids. NCBI's taxonomy places the organism in Eukaryota, Metazoa, Arthropoda, Insecta, Hymenoptera, Braconidae. Gene Ontology annotation, molecular function: monooxygenase activity; oxidoreductase activity, acting on paired donors, with incorporation or reduction of molecular oxygen; heme binding.
ACAUAAUCGCAGUAGCUGUUCUGCAGUCAAGUGGCUUUGAUAUCAUAAGUUUGUUUUGAUAUAAUGUAAUUAUUUUAUAAAUACUGUUGAAUUUAAAUAUUUUUAACACCAUCAAUUAAAUUACUAAAUAAAUAAAAAUGGCAUUCUUCACGAAAUAUUUAGUUUUUGAUAUGUUUAUUGGAUUGGUGUCUUUAUUUUUCUUAGCAUAUUUGUACAUGACACGUAAAUUUAAGUACUGGAAAAAACAAGGAAUAACUGAAGUGACACCAAUACCAUUUGUUGGAAAUUUUGGAGCAUGUUUGAUUGCUAAAAAAUCAGCAGGAAGAUGGAUCCAAGAUAUUUAUGAGUGGGGAUCAGGAUUACCUUACGUGGGUUUAUACAUUUUUGAUAAACCUGCACUUUUAUUUCGUGAUCCUGAACUUGUGAAAAAUGUACUCGUACGGGACUUUAAUUAUUUCCAAGACAGAUAUGCCAGAGCAAGCCCACAUGAUCGACUCGGUGAUGCAAACUUGUUUUUGUUGAAAAAUCCAGCUUGGAAAUUAGUGAGGACCAAGCUCACACCAAUCUAUACAUCUGGUAGAUUGAAGAAAAUGUUUGAGCUUAUGGUUGAAAUUGGUAAUGAUCUUUCAACACACAUGGAAAACCUUCAUUUGGAAGGAGAAGGAAAAACUUUGGAAAUGAAAGAAUUAGCUGCCAAAUUUACAACUGAUAUGAUUGCUACAACAGCAUUUGGUGUUAAAGCGAAUUCUCUAAAUGAUCCAAAUGCAGAAUUUAGACAAUGUGGUAGAAAAAUAUUCGAAACUUCUUUGUACCGUAACUUUGAAUUGACUGCAAUAUUUUUUGCUCCAAGUCUAGUUAAGCCAUUGAAUUUACAGUUCAUGUCGAAAGAAGGUGCUGACUUUUUGCGAAAUACAAUGUCAAGUGUUAUAAAUGAAAGAGAACGAUCUGGAUUUAAACGAAAUGAUUUGAUCGAUUUGCUUGUAGAGUUAAAGAACAAUGCUAAAAACGAUAGUGCAUUUAAAAAUUUGUUUGAUUUUUCUGGUGAUAAUUUAGUUGCCCAAGCUGCUGUUUUCUUCAACGGCGGUUUUGAAACCUCUUCGUCAGUUAUAAGUUUCACACUUUAUGAAUUAGCACUUCAUCCUGAAAUUCAAUCAAAAUUAAGAGAAGAAAUAAAUGACGCACUACAUGAAUCUGAUGGAAAAAUUACUUAUGAAAUGGUUAUGAAUAUGCCAUAUAUGGAUAUGUGCGUAUCAGAAACCUUACGGAAAUAUCCCCCACUACCUUUCUUAGAUCGUGUAACAACUGAAAAUUAUAAAAUUCCUAAUUCAAAUAUUACUCUAGAGAAAGGUACUCCAGUUGUUAUUUCUGUUUCUGGUCUUCAUUUUGAUUCAGAAUAUUUCCCGGAUCCUGAUAAAUAUGAUCCAGAACGCUUCAGUUCAGAAAAUAAAAAAGCUACCAAACCAUUUGUUUACAUUCCUUUCGGAGAAGGACCACAUAUAUGUAUUGGUAUGAGAAUUGGAUUACUCCAAUCUAAACUUGGCCUUAUCAAGUUAUUAUCUGAAUAUGAAUUUACUCCUUGUAAUGAAACUUUAAUUCCUAUGCAAUUAACUCCAAAAUCUGUGUUAACAACUGCAUUAGGUGGAAUUUAUUUAAAUACAAAAAAAAUAAAAGCUGCAUAAUAUUUAGAAAAUAAAA